AAAAUGUCACAAAUUCACCACCGCAGUAGAUGUCAAAACUUAUGGUACUAUUUAUUAUAUUCAUAUUGGGACGAAGCACAAGUUCAAUCAAAUUUUUGAGCGACAAAGGAAUCGUAGAUAUGCGUUUCACAUGUGUAAACAACUUCACACGUACAAUCUACUUACCUCUUGGUGUACGAAAAAUGGAAAGUAUCGUUUUGUUUAUAUCAACAACAUUUGUUUUGCCUCAAUGCAAAAUUAAAUUCUAUACAUAUCCUGCGAACAAUAUAGGAAUAAUACUUGUGAUAGACUUGUUGGAAGGAUCUUUGGUGGAAGGAGAACUAUUUGUGUAGCAAGAUAACGACAUCAUAGAUGUAAGCAAACAAUCAUGGGAAAGCACAAUACUCUACAGGUAUCCAGAAUUCUCAAGAAACAUAUCUCUCAUAGUAAACUUGAGAGACAGGCAUGAUAGAAGCUUAAAAGUGAUAGCAACUUCUGUGGAACUUGUUAACAGUGGUUCAGAAUGUGGUGAUCAUACACUCGGUUUUACUUUAAGUAACAAAACUGUAUGUUUAAGUAAGGAGUUGGAGUGUGAUGGCAACCCUAAUUGUGGAGUAGAACUGAAAUUCGAUGAGGAUAGCAUUAUAUGCAGAAGUAAGUUUUCCAAGAAAUGGACGUCAAGUAAGAAACGGGGAAUAAGAAAAGU
Messenger RNA from Acanthoscelides obtectus, 685 nucleotides. The record is from the annotation of a GenBank genome assembly. NCBI's taxonomy places the organism in Eukaryota, Metazoa, Arthropoda, Insecta, Coleoptera, Chrysomelidae.